UUUUGGACUUCAUAAUUUGGAAGAUAGAGUGGGAUACACGCGCUAUAAAAGAAAAGUGGAACUGCGCGUAGCUCAUCUCUUUGAUUUGGUUGCAGGGUUCAUCCACUUCACUGCCACAAAUACAAGCAGCUGAGAAUCUCCUCUGCAUCAAAAGUAUAUAUGGUGAGGUCUUAAACAGAACACAGAUAUGGCAAUUUCUCUCAAUUCAAUUGUUGGCUUCAACUCAACGUUGCCAGCCAAAUACAAGGAUGUGUCAAGAUCUUCAAUUAGAGCUUCAACACCAAAGGCAACACAAUUCACAUUUUCCUCAGGAAUUAUUGGUUCAAGGGUACAUAUAAAGGAAAAAAGAGGAGGCUUUUGUCUUUCAGUUGCAGACAGUGACCGCCUUGCUACAGACACCAGUGAUGAGGCUCUUGACAAUGCUGAAAGUGUUGAUAAUGAGUCAGGAACUCAAACAUCCGGACCUUCUAAUGGUUCCACAGUUUCUUCCAAUGUUCCCAAAAGAUCACCGCUAACAGCAAGAGAGAGACUAAAGGCUGCACGAGUUCUCAGCCGUUACACAGAAUCAAGGACAACAAAAUCAGAAAUGGGAAGCAAAGUAUUGGAUGCUUUAAAGGAAAGUGACAAGGGGAAGAAGAGAUCUGGCCUUCCAGAAGCUCCUAUGGACUUGUUUGACGACAGCAAGCGAGGCUUACCAAAGGACGGUUGGACUUUCCAAUUUCCCGGAGGCAAUGAUCUCUUUGUCAUUGCUCUUUCAUUUGUUCUCAUCAGCACAAUUAUGUUCACGACAACUUACAUUGUUUGGAAAGUUGGCGCAAUCCAUUUCAAUGAAUACUAAGGUGGAGUUCAAUAGGAUUCUGCAUUUAUCAAUGAGCUACCUCUUUUAUUCAUCCGCCAAACAUAACAAGACUGGUUUUUACAUCAGGUACAUUAAUUGGUAGGAUUUUUAAGGUUUAAUAGACAAGUUACAUACAUAUGAAUGUACAAAAAUUGUUUGGCCAACCUUUACAUAUACAUCAAAGAAAUGCAUAUGGGCAUUGCCCGUUUGUCGAUCUUCUGUAGAUUGUCUCACUUCUGUAUUAAAUUUGUUUGGUGAUUAUGUUGCUUAAUCCAUUUUUUUUGUACCAUUAUCUUGGUGUCUUUGAGUAGAAAUUCAACUGGAUUUUUUCCAA
Messenger RNA from Jatropha curcas, 1172 nucleotides. RefSeq lists its product as uncharacterized. Gene Ontology annotation, cellular component: chloroplast thylakoid membrane. Lineage: Eukaryota; Viridiplantae; Streptophyta; Magnoliopsida; Malpighiales; Euphorbiaceae. The record is from RefSeq and is a predicted model, not a curated record.